AUGCCGAAAUUCAUUGUCUCUCUUCAGUCUAACGCAGACUACGAGGCUGCCAAGCAAGACAUCGAGAAGCAAGGUGGAUCUAUCGUCGAUGACUCGAUGAAAAUUCUUGGGAUGAUCACUGUCCAGAUGUCUGACCAAAGCGCUUCGUCACUGAAAUCACUUAAUAGCGGUAUAAUCUCAGUCGAACCUGACCAAGAAGUUACGAUCCAGGUAGCCUGA
Messenger RNA from Suillus fuscotomentosus, 219 nucleotides. RefSeq lists its product as uncharacterized. The transcript is spliced from 5 exons. The record is from RefSeq and is a predicted model, not a curated record. Bases 1 to 219 code for a protein of 72 amino acids. Lineage: Eukaryota; Fungi; Basidiomycota; Agaricomycetes; Boletales; Suillaceae.